Homo sapiens (human) is the source of this 4385-nucleotide messenger RNA. RefSeq names its product Rho GTPase activating protein 33 (gene ARHGAP33). Lineage: Eukaryota; Metazoa; Chordata; Mammalia; Primates; Hominidae. The record is from RefSeq and is a predicted model, not a curated record. Gene Ontology annotation, biological process: signal transduction. The transcript is spliced from 21 exons. Bases 96 to 3992 code for a protein of 1298 amino acids. Gene Ontology annotation, cellular component: cytoplasm. Gene Ontology annotation, molecular function: phosphatidylinositol binding.
GCCCUCCCCUUUGUGUCGCCAUGGCGGCGGCAGCGGCGACGAGAACGGCGAGCGAGGGGUCGAGCGCGGCCGGGGCCUGAGGAGGCUACGCGACCAUGGUGGCACGCAGCACUGACAGCCUGGAUGGCCCAGGGGAGGGCUCGGUGCAGCCUCUACCCACUGCUGGGGGGCCCAGUGUGAAGGGGAAGCCUGGGAAGAGGCUCUCAGCUCCUCGAGGCCCCUUCCCGCGGCUGGCUGACUGCGCCCAUUUCCACUACGAGAACGUUGACUUUGGCCACAUUCAGCUCCUGCUGUCUCCAGACCGUGAAGGGCCCAGCCUCUCUGGAGAGAAUGAGCUGGUGUUCGGGGUGCAGGUGACCUGUCAGGGCCGUUCCUGGCCGGUUCUCCGGAGUUACGAUGACUUUCGUUCCCUGGAUGCCCACCUCCACCGGUGCAUAUUUGACCGGAGGUUCUCCUGCCUUCCGGAGCUUCCCCCGCCCCCCGAGGGUGCCAGGGCUGCCCAGAUGCUGGUGCCACUGCUGCUGCAGUACCUGGAGACACUGUCAGGACUGGUGGACAGUAACCUCAACUGCGGGCCUGUGCUCACCUGGAUGGAGCUGGACAAUCACGGCCGGCGACUGCUCCUCAGUGAGGAGGCGUCACUCAAUAUCCCUGCAGUGGCGGCCGCCCAUGUGAUCAAACGGUAUACAGCCCAGGCGCCAGAUGAGCUGUCCUUUGAGGUGGGAGACAUUGUCUCGGUGAUCGACAUGCCACCCACAGAGGAUCGGAGCUGGUGGCGGGGCAAGCGAGGCUUCCAGGUCGGGUUCUUCCCCAGUGAGUGUGUGGAACUCUUCACAGAGCGGCCAGGUCCGGGCCUGAAGGCGGCAGAUGCCGAUGGCCCCCCAUGUGGCAUCCCGGCUCCCCAGGGUAUCUCGUCUCUGACCUCAGCUGUGCCACGGCCUCGUGGGAAGCUGGCCGGCCUGCUCCGCACCUUCAUGCGCUCCCGCCCUUCUCGGCAGCGGCUGCGGCAGCGGGGAAUCCUGCGACAGAGGGUGUUUGGCUGCGAUCUUGGCGAGCACCUCAGCAACUCAGGCCAGGAUGUGCCCCAGGUGCUGCGCUGCUGCUCCGAGUUCAUUGAGGCCCACGGGGUGGUGGAUGGGAUCUACCGGCUCUCAGGCGUGUCUUCCAACAUCCAGAGGCUUCGGCACGAGUUUGACAGUGAGAGGAUCCCGGAGCUGUCUGGCCCUGCAUUCCUGCAGGACAUCCACAGCGUGUCCUCCCUCUGCAAGCUCUACUUCCGAGAGCUUCCGAACCCUCUGCUCACCUACCAGCUCUAUGGGAAGUUCAGUGAGGCCAUGUCAGUGCCUGGGGAGGAGGAGCGUCUGGUGCGGGUGCACGAUGUCAUCCAGCAGCUGCCCCCACCACAUUACAGGACCCUGGAGUACCUGCUGAGGCACCUGGCCCGCAUGGCGAGACACAGUGCCAACACCAGCAUGCAUGCCCGCAACCUGGCCAUUGUCUGGGCACCCAACCUGCUACGGUCCAUGGAGCUGGAGUCAGUGGGAAUGGGUGGCGCGGCGGCGUUCCGGGAAGUUCGGGUGCAGUCGGUGGUGGUGGAGUUUCUGCUCACCCAUGUGGACGUCCUGUUCAGCGACACCUUCACCUCCGCCGGCCUCGACCCUGCAGGCCGCUGCCUGCUCCCCAGGCCCAAGUCCCUUGCGGGCAGCUGCCCCUCCACCCGCCUGCUGACGCUGGAGGAAGCCCAGGCACGCACCCAGGGCCGGCUGGGGACGCCCACGGAGCCCACAACUCCCAAGGCCCCGGCCUCACCUGCGGAAAGACGGCCUCCUGUUUCUCCCCCAAACCGCAGGAGGAAAGGGGAGAGAGGGGAGAAGCAGCGGAAGCCAGGGGGCAGCAGCUGGAAGACGUUCUUUGCACUGGGCCGGGGCCCCAGUGUCCCUCGAAAGAAGCCCCUGCCCUGGCUGGGGGGCACCCGUGCCCCACCGCAGCCUUCAGGCAGCAGACCCGACACCGUCACACUGAGAUCUGCCAAGAGCGAGGAGUCUCUGUCAUCGCAGGCCAGCGGGGCUGGCCUCCAGAGGCUGCACAGGCUGCGGCGACCCCACUCCAGCAGCGACGCUUUCCCUGUGGGCCCAGCACCUGCUGGCUCCUGCGAGAGCCUGUCCUCGUCCUCCUCCUCCGAGUCCUCCUCCUCUGAGUCCUCCUCUUCCUCCUCUGAGUCCUCAGCAGCUGGGCUGGGGGCACUCUCUGGGUCUCCCUCACACCGUACCUCAGCCUGGCUAGAUGAUGGUGAUGAGCUGGACUUCAGCCCACCCCGCUGCCUGGAGGGACUCCGGGGGCUGGACUUUGAUCCCUUAACCUUCCGCUGCAGCAGCCCCACCCCAGGGGAUCCCGCACCUCCCGCCAGCCCAGCACCCCCCGCCCCUGCCUCUGCCUUCCCACCCAGGGUGACCCCCCAGGCCAUCUCGCCCCGGGGGCCCACCAGCCCCGCCUCGCCUGCUGCCCUAGACAUCUCAGAGCCCCUGGCUGUAUCAGUGCCACCCGCUGUCCUAGAACUGCUGGGGGCUGGGGGAGCACCUGCCUCAGCCACCCCAACACCAGCUCUCAGCCCCGGCCGGAGCCUGCGCCCCCAUCUCAUACCCCUGCUGCUGCGAGGAGCCGAGGCCCCGCUGACUGACGCCUGCCAGCAGGAGAUGUGCAGCAAGCUCCGGGGAGCCCAGGGCCCACUCGGUCCUGAUAUGGAGUCACCACUGCCACCCCCUCCCCUGUCUCUCCUGCGCCCUGGGGGUGCCCCACCCCCGCCCCCUAAGAACCCAGCACGCCUCAUGGCCCUGGCCCUGGCUGAGCGGGCUCAGCAGGUGGCCGAGCAACAGAGCCAGCAGGAGUGUGGGGGCACCCCACCUGCUUCCCAAUCCCCCUUCCACCGCUCGCUGUCUCUGGAGGUGGGCGGGGAGCCCCUGGGGACCUCAGGGAGUGGGCCACCUCCCAACUCCCUAGCACACCCGGGUGCCUGGGUCCCGGGACCCCCACCCUACUUACCAAGGCAACAAAGUGAUGGGAGCCUGCUGAGGAGCCAGCGGCCCAUGGGGACCUCAAGGAGGGGACUCCGAGGCCCUGCCCAGGUCAGUGCCCAGCUCAGGGCAGGUGGCGGGGGCAGGGAUGCGCCAGAGGCAGCAGCCCAGUCCCCAUGUUCUGUCCCCUCACAGGUUCCUACCCCCGGCUUCUUCUCCCCAGCCCCCAGGGAGUGCCUGCCACCCUUCCUCGGGGUCCCCAAGCCAGGCUUGUACCCCCUGGGCCCCCCAUCCUUCCAGCCCAGUUCCCCAGCCCCAGUCUGGAGGAGCUCUCUGGGCCCCCCUGCACCACUCGACAGGGGAGAGAACCUGUACUAUGAGAUCGGGGCAAGUGAGGGGUCCCCCUAUUCUGGCCCCACCCGCUCCUGGAGUCCCUUUCGCUCCAUGCCCCCCGACAGGCUCAAUGCCUCCUACGGCAUGCUUGGCCAAUCACCCCCACUCCACAGGUCCCCCGACUUCCUGCUCAGCUACCCGCCAGCCCCCUCCUGCUUUCCCCCUGACCACCUUGGCUACUCAGCCCCCCAGCACCCUGCUCGGCGCCCUACACCGCCUGAGCCCCUCUACGUCAACCUAGCUCUAGGGCCCAGGGGUCCCUCACCUGCCUCUUCCUCCUCCUCUUCCCCUCCUGCCCACCCCCGAAGCCGUUCAGAUCCCGGUCCCCCAGUCCCCCGCCUUCCCCAGAAACAACGGGCACCCUGGGGACCCCGUACCCCUCAUAGGGUGCCGGGUCCCUGGGGCCCUCCUGAGCCUCUCCUGCUCUACAGGGCAGCCCCGCCAGCCUACGGAAGGGGGGGCGAGCUCCACCGAGGGUCCUUGUACAGAAAUGGAGGGCAAAGAGGGGAGGGGGCUGGUCCCCCACCCCCUUACCCCACUCCCAGCUGGUCCCUCCACUCUGAGGGCCAGACCCGAAGCUACUGCUGAGCACCAGCUGGGAGGGGCCGUCCUUCCUUCCCUUCACCCUCACUGGAUCUUGGCCCAACCAAAUCCCUUGUUUUGUAUUUUCUUGAACCCCGACCACUACCCCAGGUUUCUAACUUUGUAACUUGCUUCUGAUGUGGGUCCCUAACCUAUAAUCUCAGCUUCCCUACCCUGGACUGAAGGGUCUGCCCAUCCCCCCACCACCCUCCAUCCUGGGGGCCCUCGCACAAAUCUGGGGUGGGAGGGGCUAGGCUGACCCCAUCCUCCUCUCCCUCCAGGAGCCCCCAGCAUGUCCUGACCUGUGCACGGGGAUGGGGGGACAACUCCUACCCUUCUUUCCCCACAUGCCCCACUAAACCAUCUGACAACAUUAAUGAAUAAAAUGGUGAAAAUGUG